CGGCUCCCACAAAUAAAAACGUAUAUAUUUGAUUUUUUUUUUUAAACCGAGGGAGUUGGCGAGUGCUUCGAAUCCAUACGCUCGAGGAGGCUGUUAAUGAAAUGACAGCUCCUCCGUUUGCCAUCAUGACAAUCAUACAUUUUUUUUUUUUUUUCGAACUCCACCGGCUAAAUCUAAAAAUGUCAAAUGGUUGUCGUGCAGCACUUUCUUCCUUUAAAGGUCUGGAAUAUUUUAAGGUUUCCAUACUGCUUGGAAUAAAUAUUUGUAUUAUAGUUGUUACGCCACCGCCGGCAGAUGGCACUGUGGCGCGGUUGCUAUGCGGCUCACGUGACUCUUUGUUUUCAUUCGCUUCCUGCCCGAGUUCUAGUUUCUGUUUGAGAAUGUCCUUGAUUUAACCCAGGUGUCUUUGGUUUAGAUUAAUCAUGUUAGUUGUUUAACCCCUUGUGUUGCUGCGCACGUGGCGCGGCAUUAAGCUGAACUCAACUGAAUCUACCCACGCGAAUCGGGACUGGACUAAGAGAGACAAAGCUAAAGAGUUGCAGCAAAGCAACACCAAGCCAAGCAAGUUGUGUGUUUAUGCCAUGCCAUAGUUGAGUAUUCAUGCCAUGCCAUAGUUGAAUGUUCAUGUCAUGCCAUAGUUGAGUAUUCAUGCCAUGCCAUAGUUGUGCGUUCAUGUCAUGCCAUAGUUAAGUGUUCAUGCCAUGCCUCAGUUAAGAGUGUUCAUUCCAUGCCUAAGUUAGAUAAGUGUUUCCUACCUUAGUUUAAGGAAUGUUCAUGUCUUAAUUUAAGGAACGUUCAUGUCUUAGUUGAAGGAGGGUUCAUGUCUUGGAUUAAAGAACAUUCACGUAUUAGUUUAAGGAGUGUUCAGGCCUUAGUUCAAUUAGUGUUUCCGUUCCUUGUCCUCUGCUUAAGUAUCAAAUAAAGACUUCCCUCCUGCGCUUACUUCCUGUCCAAGUCUCGUUCCGUAACAGAAUGCCGCGCCCGAGCAGGAAAGUAGCAGGAGAGCACCUGGUCGGGAGGCGCUCAGACUACUGGCCGCAGUGCAAGUCCGUGCAGUUUCCACAGAGGACGGCCGCUGAACUCCCGCUGGAAACGUAUGGGUGGGGAUCCCACCCGCUGCUGUUCCUGUUUCACAGCCAGGUGUACUUUGCAAGCCUGGCGGCCCCCAAGCCUACCAAGAAACAGUGGCUGUGCUUCCUAGUAUCCCAGUUUUAUGGCCCGGCCUGGGAUUGGGCAGAGCAGCUGGCCCGUUCAGGGUCCAGUGCCCUCUAUGACGUCACCCAGUUCUCAGAACUUUUUCUGAAGGAGUUCUCGCAGCCGGGGCAAGCAAACCGCCUGGAUAUACUGGAGAGGGGAAUCGAAGUAAUGGACAGGGCGGACUGGCCAUUCCACCUCUAUUAUACAUGGCUGGACCGGAUAGAAGCAGCAGCUUCGCUUCAGGUUCCAGUCGACGCUGUGGAGCUCCAGCCCGAGGUUAACAUGGCAACCUCUGGGCUCCCGUCUGAGGUCAACAUGGCAGCCUCAGAGCUCCAGCUUGAGACCUACGGGGAGGUCUCAGCUGUGGAGCUCCAGCCCGAGGUUUACAUGGCAACCUUUGGGCUCCCGUCUGAGGUCAACAUGGUGGCCUCAGAGCUCCAGCUUGAGACCUACGGGGAGGUCUCAGCUGUGGAGCGCCAGCCCGAGGUUAACAGGGGAACCUCAGGGCCCCUGUCUGAGGUCAACUUGGCGGCCUCAGAGCUCCAGCUUGAGACCUACGGGGAGGUCUCAGCUGUGGAGCGCCAGCCCGAGGUUAACAGGGCAACCUCUGGGCCCCCGUCGGAGGUCAACCCAGCGACCUCGGAGCUCCAGCCAGAGGCCUACGGCAAGUCUCGGCUGUGGAGCUCCCCCUGGAGGUCAACCCGGCGACCUCGGAGCUCCAGCCGGAGACCUACUGCGAGGUCUCAGCUGUGGAGCUCCCCCCGGAGGUCAACCUGGCGACCUCGAAGCUCCAGCCAGAGGCCUACGGCGAGGUCUCAGCUAUGGAGGUCAACCCGGCGACCUCGGAGCUCCGGCCAGAGACCUACAGGGAGGUCUCAUCUGCCGAGGAAGCUGUCCCGCUGCCCAGCCCAGCCGAGGAAGCUGUCCUGCUGCCCUGCUCAGCCGAGGAAGCCGUCCCGCUGUCCAGCCCAGCUGAGGAGGCUGUCUUGCUGCCCAGCCCAGCCGAGGAAGCUGUCCCGCUGUCCAGCCCAGCUGAGGAGGCUGUCCCGCUGCCCUGCCCAGUCGAGGAAGCUGUCCUGCUAUCUAGCCCCGCAGGAGAAGUCCGUCUGCCUUCCUGCACUGCUGAGUACGCCGUUCUGUUUGACUGCUCCGCGGAGGACGGUAUUCCGUUCGCCUGCCCCACAGAGUACAGUGCUCUGUUUACCUGCGCUGAGGAGACGUCUCUGCUUUCCUGCUUCGCAGAGGAAGUCAACUAGCCUUCUAGUCCCGCUGGGGACGGCGCCCAGCCUUCUAGUCCGGCUGGGGACGCCGCCCAGCCUUCCAGUCCAGGUCCAGUCCCUCCAAGUACCAGCCCCGCUGGGGACUCCGCCCAGCGUUCCAGCCCCGUCGUGGCAGCAAGUGUCAGCUUUCAAGGCGGCCCCGGACCCCCAUUGGAGGGGGGUUUUUUGGCGCUCUGGGAGAAGCGCCUUUGAGGGGGGUUCUGUUACUAUUUAUUGUUACUAUAUUGUUACAAUAGUAAUUUACUGUAUGUCAGAUUUUACUGAAGUGUUGCCAGCUUUUGCUGUAUUUUAUUAACACAUGGACAGGAAAGGAUCAGCCUUAGCCGCUGUGCAAAAAGCCAAAGUUAAUUCUAUAUGCUAGCACAAUUUCAAAUGAUUUUGAUAUAAAUUUGUGAAACAACAAAAUUAUAUUAACUGUAUUUCUUCACUUUAUAUAUAUUUUUUUGUCCCUCUUCAGUUUGUCAUAACCCUGAUGUAUUACAAAUAAUCACUGCUUGCAAUAGGAUUUUAUGGGAGAGAAGUCAUUUUAUACCCUUUUACUCAUUGUGUUUUAUGUGGGUGCAAACUGAGUACUUGUACUGGGGUAGGAACUACCCCCCCCAUGCAUCUCCAGCUGACCACGAGGUACUUUAUGUGGUUUUUGACAACUCUAAUAUGAAAAUGCUAUUCCAAAGUUAUUCAUCUUUCUCUUGCUUUCUGUCUAAAAAAAAACCAAACAAACCAAAAAGCAUUUUGAAAGAGUUUUGUAAUGCAUUUCCCACACCUUGACACUUUGAGCAAGUCCAGGAAGGACUUUGAGAUAUCAAGCUGAAAACGCUUGUGUUUCAGCCAAAACAAAGUGGAGCACUUGGAUGUGUGAUGAUUCAGAGGCAUGUGGCAUUUUUUUUGUUUGUUUUUUAACGCACCUCUGUUAUUUUUUAACAACACUCUGCGUUGAGCUGUAGUUCAUGUUCAGUGAGCAUGACCUGAAUGCAGUGCGAAACAAUGGGAUCACAGUGUUGCACUGUUUGGUGUUGAGAGGUGGUGCAGAGACCUGCUUUUUGACUGAUUUUAUUAUUUUUUUGUUUCCAUUAACACUUAUCACUUGUUAUAACUACUACUUGCUAUUGUUUUCAUUACUAUUAUCACAGUUUGAUUAUUAUUAAUUCAUUACGGUUUUUAAAUAGCAUCUUGAGAUGGUCUUGGUAUACUGCAAACUGAUGGUGAAAGUGUUAUGAAAUAGAAUAUUUUUUAAGCUUGUUUUCCCUUUUUACUUCUACCUUCGUUUUUGUGUUGGAUCUCCUUUUGUUUUCUUAUACAGAAAAAUAAACUGAACUUCACUUAGUGGUGUUUUUUAUUUGUCAACCCAAUUAACCAUUAAAACAUUUUUUUCCUUUUAAUUCUGCUACAUUAUAUCACAGUUCUGUGUUGUUUUUUUUAGAUGAUGUAUUACUCAUUUUUACUGGCUGCUCGAUGCUACAAAUUUUCUUUUCUUUUUAUUUUUUUGUAUAUGCUAGUGCUUGACUUUUUAACAAGGGUCAAAUACUGAUCAAGCAUGGUUUGUAAUUUGCAUGCCUAUUUUUGAAGAGCUGUCUUUCUUCUUCAAAUCUAAACCACAUCUAUCUUUCUGUCUCUAAAUUAUUUGUCUAUCAAGUUGUUUGUUUGUUUUUUCAUGCAAAGAACUACACACUUUUAUGGAUUUUGCAAUAACUAAUAAAACAUUUAAAAAUAAAAAAUUUACCCUAUUAAUAAAAUCUGUGCAAUCACUUACAUUACAAGAACUUUUCUGUACAGUGUAAUGUGACACGGAUUGUUUCAACCAAUCAGAUACUGACGUUUCAUUCGGGUCUGUAUAUAUGCAUCUGUAUGAGCUCUUGCUGGCAGUUGAGAAGACACUAGCUAAUCAAAUCGACGCAAGUUUCUGGCUUCACCUUUUGUUUUGUUUUUUUUGUUUUGUUGUUUUUUGUCUUUUAAAUCAGAAUAAUGUUAAGUAACUACUGGCACUACAGGAUUGCUAGCAUGCGAGUUAGUCAAGAUUAUUUACACGCAAAUACUGACUGGGUUGAUUCUAUAUAAUUUAUAUCAUUCUGUUUGUUUUUUUGUUUGUUUGUUUUUUUAACUGACAAACAGCACACAAUUUAAAAUGUGUAUACACUGUGUUAUCUGUAAAUUGAUCCCUGCAACACUGGAAUAAAGUUGGUUUGACGUUG
Molecule: messenger RNA, 4666 nt
Organism: Ictalurus furcatus (blue catfish)
Lineage: Eukaryota; Metazoa; Chordata; Actinopteri; Siluriformes; Ictaluridae
Exons: 2
Coding region: 973-2772 (599 amino acids)
Source: RefSeq, a predicted model, not a curated record